UUCCCCUCUUUCCAUAGAGGGGUCGUAGUAGUUUGUAGGCCAGACCGUUCCCCUCUUUCCAUAGAGGGGUCGUAGUAGUUUGUAGGCCAGACCGUUCAUGUCUUUCCAUAGAUGGAUCGUACCCUAUUCCAUAUAUAGUGCACUACUUUAGGACAGGACCCUAUGGCACCCUAUACCAUAUAUGGUGCACUACUUUAGACCAGGACCCUAUAUAAGGGAUAUGAUGCCAUUUAAGACGCAGACUUGGUCGUUUGUGUUUGUACCAUUCUCCACCCACGGGCUCAGUAGGGUACCACACACCACCCAUGGGCUCAGCAGGGUACCACACACCACCCACGGGCUCAUCAGGGUACCUCACACCACCCACGGGCUCAGCAGGGUACCACACACCACCCACGGGCUCAGCAGAGUACCACACACCACCCACGGGCUCAGCAUAGUACCACACACCACCCACGGGCCCAGCAGGGUACCACACACCACCCACAGGCUCAGCAGGGUACCACACACCACCCACGGGCUCAGCAGAGUGCCACACACCACCCACGGGCCCAGCAGGGUACCAUACACCACCCACGGGCUCAGCAGGGUACCACACACCACCCACAGGCUCAGCAGGGUACCACACACCACCCACGGGCCCAGCAGGGUACCACACACCACCCACGGGCCCAGCAGGGUACCACACACCACCCACGGGCCCAGCAGGGUACCACACACCACCCACGGGCUCAGCAGGGUACCACACACCACCCACGGGCUCAGCAGGGUACCACACACCACCCACGGGCUCAGCAGAGUACCACACACCACCCACGGGCUCAGCAGAGUACCACACACCACCCACGGGCCCAGCAGGGUACCACACACCACCCACGGGCUCAGCAGGGUACCACACUCCACCCACGGGCUCAGCAGGGUACCACACACCACCCACGGGCUCAGCAGAGUGCCACACACCACCCACGGGCCCAGCGCAGGGCUGAGCAUAAUACCACACACCACCCACGGGCCCAUGGCUGAGCAGAAUACCACACACCACCCACAUGCCCAGUGUAGGGCUGAGCAGAAUAUCAUACACCACCCACGGGCCCAGGGCUAAGCAGAAUACCACACACCACCCACGGGCCCCGCACAGGGCUGAGCAGAGUACCACACACCACCCACGGGCCCAGCGCUGGGCUGAGCAGUGUCCCACACACCACCCACGGGCCCAGCGCAUGGCUGAGCAGUGUACCACAUACCACCCACGGGCCCAGCGCACGGCUGAGCAGUUUACCAUACACCACCCAUGGGCCCAUCGCACGGCUGAGCAGUGUCCCACACACCACCCACGGGCCCAGCGCACGGCUGAGCAGUGUCCCACACACCACCCACGGGCCCAGCGCACGGGCUGAGCAGAGAGCUCUCUAGCCUUUCAUGUCGUGUGUCUGUUUGUAGACGCUGUGGACACUCACGCCAACCAAAAAGCCCCAGACACAGCUGGCCAGGCCUGUGUGAUGGUACUGCUAAUGAGAUGUGCAUUCAUCCUCCUGCUGCAUUCAACAGCUCUCCCUUGUUUUCCUCCUGGUCUGGCUAGGAGAACAUAUGUCUGUCUGCUGUCUCCUUCCUCCUGGUCUGGCUAGGAGAACAUAUGUCUGUCUCCUUCCUCCUGGUCUGACUAGGAGAACAUAUGUCUCCUUCCUCCUGGUCUGGCUAGGAGAACAUAUGUCUGUCUGCUGUCUCCUUCCUCCUGGUCUGGCUAGGAGAACAUAUGUCUGUCUCCUUCCUCCUGGUCUGACUAGGAGAACAUAUGUCUCCUUCCUCCUGGUCUGGCUAGGAGAACAUAUGUCUCCUUCCUCCUGGUCUGGCUAGGAGAACAUAUGUCUGUCUCCUUCCUCCUGGUCUGGCUAGGAGAACAUAUGUCUGUCUGCUGACUCCUGGUCUGGCUAGGAGAACAUAUGUCUGUCUGCUGUCUCCUUCCUCCUGGUCUGGCUAGGAGAACACAUGUCUCCUUCCUCCUGGUCUGACUAGGAGAACAUAUGUCUGUCUGCGGUUUCCUUCCUCCUGGUCUGGCUAGGAGAUCAUAUGUCUCCUUCCUCCUGGUCUGGCUAGGAGAUCAUAUGUCUCCUUCCUCCUGGUCUGGCUAGGAGAUCAUAUGUCUGUCUCCUUCCUCCUGGUCUGGCUAGGAGAUCAUAUGUCUGUCUCCUUCCUCCUGGUCUGGCUAGGAGAUCAUAUGUCUCCUUCCUCCUGGUCUGGCUAGGAGAUCAUAUGUCUGGAGAACACAUAUCCUGGUAUAACAGAUGGUAUGGUGUGUUUAAUAGAGGUAUAACAGAUGGUGUGUUUAAUAGAGGUAUAACAGAUGGUGUGUUUAAUAGAGGUAUAACAGAUGGUAUGGUGUGUUUAAUAGAGGUAUAACAGAUGGUAUGGUGUGUUUAAUAGAGGUAUAACAGAUGGUAUGGUGUGUUUAAUAGAGGUAUAACAGAUGGUGUGUUUAAUAGAGGUAUAACAGAUGGUGUGGUGUGUUUAAUAGAGGUAUAACAGAUGGUGUGUUUAAUAGAGGUAUAACAGAUGGUGUGUUUAAUAGAGGUAUAACAGAUGGUGUGUUUAAUAGGGGUAUAACAGAUGGUGUGUUUAAUAGAGGUAUAACAGAUGGUAUGGUGUGUUUAAUAGAGGUAUAACAGAUGGUAUGGUGUGUUUAAUAGAGGUAUAACAGAUGGUGUGGUGUGUUUAAUAGAGGUAUAACAGAUGGUGUGUUUAAUAGAGGUAUAACAGAUGGUGUGUUUAAUAGAGGUAUAACAGAUGGUAUGGUGUGUUUAAUAGAGGUAUAACAGAUGGUGUGUUUAAUAGAGGUAUAACAGAUGGUAUGGUGUGUUUAAUAGAGGUAUAACAGAUGGUGUGGUGUGUUUAAUAGAGGUAUAACAGAUGGUG
Messenger RNA from Salvelinus fontinalis (brook trout), 2910 nucleotides. RefSeq lists its product as uncharacterized. The coding region runs from base 182 to 1102 and encodes 306 amino acids. The transcript is spliced from 4 exons. The record is from RefSeq and is a predicted model, not a curated record. Lineage: Eukaryota; Metazoa; Chordata; Actinopteri; Salmoniformes; Salmonidae.